This is a messenger RNA of Nicotiana tabacum (common tobacco), 1050 nucleotides long. RefSeq lists its product as uncharacterized. NCBI's taxonomy places the organism in Eukaryota, Viridiplantae, Streptophyta, Magnoliopsida, Solanales, Solanaceae. The record is from RefSeq and is a predicted model, not a curated record.
AACAAAAAUAAAAUUUCAUCAAAUCCAACAACUCCCCUUAAACUCCAGUGAGCAUUCACUCAUUCAUCCAACUAUGGCAGGGACCAGUGAAUCUCUGCUUCAAACUCAAACCCUUCAUUCUCUUUACACUGCACUGGACACAAAAUCCCUUCUUCUCUCACAAUUCUCAAAUUCUGAUCAACCCCAAUUCCUUCAACUUACCACCGACUGUGUUCUCAUGGAAAGGGGACCUCGUUACAAAGCCUAUGCUGAUCUUAGAGAAAAAAAGUUAAGAAUAAAACAUAUGAAACAAUCAAUCCCUGAAGAAGAAGAAGAAAAAGACUACAACAAUGAGGUGUUUGUUCUAACCCCACCAAAGAAACAAGUCAAAUUUCAAGGGAAUUUUGUAACGCCACCAAAAAGGACAAAAGGGUCAUCUAUUUUGACUCAAUCAGUACCUGAUUUUUCAUCAGCAUUGAGAAAGGAAAAUAGAAAGCCACCUACUUUGAAGGAGAAAUCAGCAACUCCACCACCAGCUGGUUCAAAAAGUGGGAAAGUUUAUGGGGUUGUUGGGAAUAUUGGAGGCAGCAAAUCAGUGAAUUCAGGGGAUAAGAGAAAUGGGGGUUUAAUGACUAGGAAAAGUUAUGCAAAUGUUGAGGAACUGAAGGGAUUAGCUUCUGUUGCAAGAAGUGCUAUUAAUGGAGAUAACAGAGUUGGAAGAAAUAGCAGUAGAAUUGCUGGCAAGACUAUUCUUGGAUAUAGACAAUUAUAAGUCUCAAAAAUCUGAAGAUUCGGAGGAGAAAAAAAAAAGGGAAGCUGUUGAGUUCUUUUUUCUUAGGGGAUUUUUCAUUCUUUGAUUUUUACAUUUGGUUUGCUUUAAAAGAUUGGUGUUUUUAUAGAAGAUUGAUUGAUUUUUCAAUAUUUGGCUUGGAGUUGUAUAGAGCAAUGGUGUUUGAAUGAAAUCGGAGUGAGGAGCUGUAACCUAGUGGGAACUACAGAAUGUUCUUUGCUUAUGUGGAUUCUUUGGUGAACAAUUUAUUUAAUAUCUUAAUAAUAGUGAUAUUUUUUCAA